Trichosporon asahii var. asahii CBS 2479 is the source of this 843-nucleotide messenger RNA. RefSeq names its product membrane transporter. The record is from RefSeq and is a predicted model, not a curated record. Gene Ontology annotation, molecular function: transmembrane transporter activity. Gene Ontology annotation, biological process: transmembrane transport. The transcript is spliced from 2 exons. NCBI's taxonomy places the organism in Eukaryota, Fungi, Basidiomycota, Tremellomycetes, Trichosporonales, Trichosporonaceae. Bases 1 to 843 code for a protein of 280 amino acids.
AUGGUCGUCCUCCGCGCGAUCGCCAAGUACAACGAGGACGGCUUCGACAUUCAGCACCAGGACGUGGCAAUGGCGCAGGCGGACCCGGACGGCGAGCGGGACGCACUCAUGCACGCGUCGCCUGCAAUGUCGCCGCCCGUAUCCCCGGUCGCACCGACGUCGCUCCGCGCACAGCAGGCGGGCCACCGCCACCGGAGCAAGGGCAAGUGGUACCACGAGUUCGCGGGGCAGAUGAGCAAGCUCUUCAGCCCCAAGUGGCGUCGGACCGUGACGCUGAUGUGGAUUAUCUGGGGCGCGAUGGCCCUCGCAUACACCAUGUUCAAUGUGUGGCUCCCCGCCGUGCUUGAGAGCCGCCAGACGGGUCCGGACGCCAUUAGGAGCGGGCUCUGGGACCUCGUCCUGUAUGCGCUGGCGGGAUGCCCGGGCUCUGUCAUUGGCGCGUGGAUGAUCCAGACCAAGCUUGGUCGCCGCCGCUCCCUCGCCAUCUGCACCAUUGCGACGGCAGUGAGCGUGUUCGCCUUCGUCGGCGUGCGCGCCGGCAUGGCGCUGACUGUCUCGAGCAUGUUCAUCAGUCUGACGGGUACGGCGAUGUACGCUGUUCUUUACGGCAUGACGCCCGAAACGUUUGGGACGGAGAUCCGAGGGACGGCGUGCGGGACGUCGGCGGCGUUGUCCCGACUCACUGGCGUCAUUGCGCCAGUCACGGCGGGCAUCCUCCUCACCAUGUCCCAGACGCUGCCGCUGCUCAGUGUCGCGGUCAUCUACGUCUUCACGGCGUUCUGCUCAUUGCUCCUUCCGCCGGAUCGGAAGAGCGAUGGUGGUCCGGUGACCAUGGCUCACUAA